Messenger RNA from Diversispora eburnea, 858 nucleotides. The record is from the annotation of a GenBank genome assembly. Lineage: Eukaryota; Fungi; Glomeromycota; Glomeromycetes; Diversisporales; Diversisporaceae.
UUAUUGCAGGUGGUAUGAUAAUUUCUGAUGAAAUUCUUCAAGAAAAAGAAAGAGAAUUUGCAACUCAUUUUAAUAUUGAAGAAAGUCAAUUAAAUUUUUUCAAAGGCUGGCUAACAAAAUUUAAAAAAAGAAAUAAUAUUCAUAUGUAUAAGUUACAUGGUGAAGUUGAAUCUGCACCUCUGGAAUCUUUAGCUGAAGAAUACUUAAAAUUACAAGAAUUAUUAUCAAAAUGUAAUCCAGAAGAUGAUAAAACCAAAGUUACAGUAUUACUUGCUACAAAUAUUACAGAAACACACAAGUUGAAACCAUUGGUAAUUGGCCAUAAUAAAAAUCCUCAAUAUUUCAAAAAUAUCAAUGUCACAAGUUUACCAGUUCUUUUGUUAGUAGAUAAUGCACCUUCCCAUACUAGUCCUGUAGAAAAUAAUUCUAAAAAAAAUAAGCAACAAUCUAAAGAUAAUGUAUCUUUUACUUUAACCAAUAUUACAAUUCAUUAUCUUCCCCCCAAUACAACAUCUCAUAUUCAACCAUUAGAUGCAGGAAUUAUUAAAAAAAAUGCAACUUAUCAAAAAUUAAUUACUGAAAUAGAAACUUAUAUUAAUGCUAUUGAUAAACUUCUUGCAACUGAAGAUGUUCUUUCUGAAUCUGAAAUAGUUACUAUGAUACUUGCAGAUAAUGAAAUUGAAAAUAAUACUUCUCCAGAUCCCGAAGAAGAAGAAGAGUUACCUCCACCUCGUAUUACUUCAACUGAUGCAUUAAAUGCAUUAAAAACAUUAAUUAGAUAUGAAGAACAGCUUUCUGAUAAUGAAACAAUCUCACAAGAUGAAUUGCGCAAAAGAUUGCCACUAUACGAGAAAAUGU